Apaloderma vittatum (bar-tailed trogon) is the source of this 631-nucleotide messenger RNA. RefSeq names its product G protein-coupled receptor 157 (gene GPR157). Gene Ontology annotation, molecular function: G protein-coupled receptor activity. Gene Ontology annotation, cellular component: plasma membrane. The annotation marks the transcript as partial. Lineage: Eukaryota; Metazoa; Chordata; Aves; Trogoniformes; Trogonidae. The record is from RefSeq and is a predicted model, not a curated record. Gene Ontology annotation, biological process: adenylate cyclase-activating G protein-coupled receptor signaling pathway. The transcript is spliced from 3 exons.
CUGGGGAGUCCCCCUUGGCAUCACGGUGGCGGCCGUUGCUCUGAAAAAGAUUGGCUACGAUGCCUCCAACGUCUCUGUGGGCUGGUGCUGGGUCAACCUGGAUGCAGAGGAUCGAGUCUUGUGGAUGUUGUUAACGGGGAAGAUUUGGGAGAUGCUGGCCUAUGUGAUUUUGCCAGUGCUCUACAUUCUCAUUAAGAAGCACAUUAACAGAGCGCACGCAGCUCUCUCAGAGUAUCGCCCCAUUCUCUCAAGAGCACCUGCGUUUCAGCCCCGGACUUCCAUAGCAGAUAAGAAGUUGAUUCUCAUCCCUGUCAUCUUUAUCGUCCUCCGCAUCUGGAGCACUGUACGAUUCAUUCUGACCCUCUGUAACUCCCCUGCAGUGCAAAAUUCAGUCCUGGUUGUCCUGCAUGGAAUCGGUAACACGUUCCAAGGAGGUGCCAACUGCAUUAUGUUUGUCCUCUGUACACGGGUGGUCCGGACUCGGCUGUUUUCCUCCCUUUGCUGUUGCCACUACGAUGAGUUGGACUGGCCUUUGCAAAGAUCACACAGCUCCUGGCAGCACCCAGAACCCCACAAGGACAAGGAUGUGCCAGACCCCGAGCGGACAAAACCUCUGCUUGCCAGCACCUGA